Pogoniulus pusillus (Red-fronted tinkerbird) is the source of this 6669-nucleotide messenger RNA. It is a transcript of the gene FZD6, whose product is annotated as frizzled class receptor 6. Bases 495 to 2624 code for a protein of 709 amino acids. Gene Ontology annotation, biological process: non-canonical Wnt signaling pathway; canonical Wnt signaling pathway. The transcript has 6 exons. Gene Ontology annotation, cellular component: plasma membrane. The record is from RefSeq and is a predicted model, not a curated record. Lineage: Eukaryota; Metazoa; Chordata; Aves; Piciformes; Lybiidae. Gene Ontology annotation, molecular function: Wnt-protein binding; Wnt receptor activity.
GCUCCGGGGCCCGGACGGAAGCGGUGGGCGCGGCGGCGCACCGCGGGACGGGGAGCAGCGGGAGCGCGGCCCGCGUCCUGUCGCGGCCCCUGCGGGGUGUGUGGGAGCCGGGGCCGGCCGCGGGCGCUGCCUUGGCGGAGCGGAGCGGAGCGUGCGGCCGCGGUGCGAGCCCGGCGGGAGCUGCCCUGGUGCCCGAAGGCCUUCGGGGAGCCUGACUUGGGCCGUCCGAGCGGUGUUGGCGUCGUUCUGCUGGUAAUUGCUCUGUCCCGUCUUUCCCUGCCUCCGCAGCGUGCGGGCCCGGGGAAGAAGGGGUUCAGUUCCAUCGGGGUCAGCCAGCAUGGGGAGAUGCCGCCAGCCGCGGCGAGCAGCGUGACCGCCGCCUGCCUCACUGCCCGCUGGAAGGAGCGCAGGAAGAUGCGAGGUUUGCUCCCUUCGCCCAGCCGCUCCGACUGACUGCGCAGAGAGCUGUGCGCUGAAGGUGGGGUCCUGGCAGAAUGGGAGCGCUCACGUUCCUGGCGGCUUGCAGUUGGCUUCUGACUCUGGUGCGGGGACACAGCCUGUUCACCUGCGAGCCCAUCACUAUCGCCAGGUGCUCGGGAAUGCCUUACAACAUGACUUUUUUCCCCAACGUCAUGGGACACUACGAUCAGGACACGGCCGCGCUGCGGAUGGAGCCUUUUCUUACACUGAUGAACCUUCACUGCUCCCCAGACGUCCACACGUUUCUGUGCAAAGCCUUUGUCCCUGUCUGCCUGGAGCAGGUGAAUGUGAUUCUCCCUUGUCGAAGCCUCUGUGAGAAAGUCUAUUCUGACUGCAAGCAGCUGAUGGACACUUUUGGAAUCACUUGGCCUGAAGAGCUGGAAUGUAGCAGGCUGACAGACUGUGAUGAGACCGCUCCGGCCACCGCUGCUGUCACCGCAAACGUGCAUGGAGCUCUGAGGACCCCGGGCCAGACGCGAAGGGAUUAUGGCUUCUGGUGCCCACGACACCUGCACACCACCAACGGGCAAGGCCACAAGUUCCUGGGCAUCGAGCAGUGCGCACCCCCCUGCCCCAACAUGUACUUCAAACCCUACGAGUUGGAUGUCGCCAAGAGCUUCAUCGGCAUCGUGUCCAUCUUCUGCCUCUGUGCCACGCUCUUCACCUUCCUGACCUUCCUGAUCGAUGUCAAACGGUUCAGGUACCCGGAGAGGCCAAUCAUCUACUACUCUGUCUGCUACAGCAUAGUCUCCCUCAUGUACUUCAUUGGCUUCUUGCUGGGGAACAGGACUGCCUGUAACGAGGCGGACGAGAAGUUAGAAAGGGGAGAAACAGUCGUCCUGGGCUCGCAGAACAAAGCCUGCACUGUCCUCUUCAUGGCUCUCUAUUUCUUCACCAUGGCAGGCACGAUCUGGUGGGUGAUUCUUACCAUCACUUGGUUCCUGGCAGCGGGGAGGAAGUGGAGCUGCGAGGCCAUUGCGCAGAAGGCCAUGUGGUUCCACGCGGUGGCCUGGGGCACCCCUGGCUUUCUGACCAUCCUGCUGCUCGCAAUGAACAAAGUGGAAGGGGACAAUAUCAGUGGCGUUUGCUUCGUGGGGCUCUACGAUGUGGAUGCCUCCCUCUACUUUGUGCUCCUGCCCCUCUGCCUUUGUGUGGUUUUGGGUCUCUCCCUGCUUUUAGCUGGCAUUAUCUCUCUGAACCACGUCAGGCAGGUCAUACAGCACGACGGCAGGAACCAGGAGAAGCUAAAGAAGUUCAUGAUCCGCAUUGGAGUUUUCAGUGGUUUGUACCUGGUGCCGCUGGUGGCACUUCUUGGGUGUUAUGGCUAUGAACUGGUGAACAGGAAAAUCUGGGAAACCACUUGGGUGUUCGACCACUGUGACCAGUACCACAUCCCCUGUCCCUAUCAGGCAAAAGCGCUGGCAAGACCAGAGAUAUUCUUGUUUCUGAUGAAAUAUUUGCUGACGUUAAUUGUUGGCAUCUCUCCAGUCUUCUGGGUGGGAAGUAAAAAGACUUGCUCUGAGUGGGCCAAUUUCUUCAACAGGAACCGCAAAAGAGACCCAAUCAGUGAGAGCCGAAGAGUGCUGCAGGAGUCCUGUGAAUUCUUCCUGAGGCACAAUUCCAAAGUCAAACACAAAAAGAAGCACUACAAAUCACCCUCACGCAGGCUGAAAGUCAUCUCCAAGUCAAUGGGGACGAGUACAGGGGGCACAGCAAACCAUGGAACUUCUGCAGUGGCCAUCACUAAUCAUGAUUAUCUCAGCCAAGAAACUGUGGCAGAAAUUAAAACCUCUCCAGAGACAUCUGAGAAAGAGAUGGAGGCAGAUGGAACAUCAGCCCGGAGAGUGGAGGAAGGAGAAACCAGCGGAGAUCAAAUGCUGCCUGCUUCUAAAGGGACUGUGGAUCAGGUGGAGAAGAGGAACAAAGCAGACAGCCCAUGUGAGAUGAGUAGCCUGGCUGAGAGCAUGAAGAGAGUGGGUGAGGGAAGAACAACUCCUAAAGCCGAUUUCAUUGAGUCUCCUUCGUUCCAAAGCAGCUGUUCCCAAACCCCUGAGGUCUCCCAGGCAGCCUCUCUACCAUUGCUUGUCUACUCUGCUUCAGACACCAGGAGAGAGUUGGAUUCAGGAAACAGUUCAAACCUUUGAAAGGUGGACAUUUUUGGUGCCUAAGGCUGGUAGGGAUUCUGUGUCCCACAGGAUAUUCUGUGCCUUAUGAAAUUACAUAUCUUGCUUUGCACUUAAGGAAUGUAAGUUUGGUCUCUAAGUACUGUAUUGUAAUCCUAACCCAGGAAUCAUGGAAGUUAAAGCAGGACACAGCAGCAACUGAGGAAAAAGGUGAGAGAAGCAAAUAUUAUUCCAAAUAUAAAGACCACUUCCUGGUGAAUUGCAUUAAAAUAAUGCUUAGAAAGCACUGCUACUUUUCAAGGCAUAAAAGUUCCAUUUUUAAACUAUUUGUUGGAGGAAAAGAAUUUAUCUUUUACAUUUUUAUUCUCUCUCUUUUUUUUUACUGUCUUAAAGAGCAGUAUCACUUAAAUAAGGGAUCCAGAAAUGUAGAGUUCUAAAUGAUGUGUGGUGAGGUAUGGGUUAUAGCACUGUCUUUGGGUAGCUUGUACACUGAGUGUGAAAGGGAAGGUGGAGUUCCACUGAUGUAUCUGGUACACAGAAGUGGGUUUUGUAAAUAGCUGACUGCAUCAGGUCAGUAUUUAGAACUGCUGUGGUGUAUGCACUGUGCCACCCCAGGAGAGUUACCCUGCUUGCAUUAAGGUUGUUACUAAACCAGGCUGGCCUGUAGUGAUCUGACAGUCGACAGAAUCACAGGUUGGAUGAGACUUGCAAGAUCAUCCAGACCAACCUUCCACCCAGCACUGAAGGGUCACCACUAAACCAUGUCUCUAAGCACCAGGUCCACACAGUGCUUGAACAGGGGUGGUGACUCCAGCACUGCCCUGGGCAGACCAUUCCAAUGUUUGAGAACCUGUUCAGUGAAGAAGUAUUUCCUAGCAUCCAGCCUGAACCUCUCCUGCUGCAGCUUGGAACUAGCUCCUCUUGUCCUGUUGUUUGACACCAAGGAGCAGAGGCUGCCCCUCCCCACUCCUGCCUCCCUUCAGGGAGCUGUGGAGAGCUAUGAGGUCUCCUCUCAGCCUCCUCCAGACUGACUGCCCCUGGCUUCCUCAGCCCCUCGUCGUAGGGCAGGUGCUCCGGGCCCUCCAUGAGCCUCCUUGCCUUUGUCUGGACACACUCCAGCACCUCAGUAUCCUUCCUACAGUGAGUGGCCUUUGUCACUUAGUUCUGAGUAAAGCAGAUUAUCCCUUUCUGUGUAGCCUGCACCAUGCACUCUGCAUUUUGGGGCAAGACUGCUCAGGCAUCUGUGCACCUUGGUGCAGGGAUAAUGUGUUAGAUGCAGCACUGCUUCAGAAAGAUGCUUCCUGGAGCCCCUCCUGCUGUGCUGUUCCAGUGCAUUGUGCCAAAGAUGGAAGCACUUCAUACCACUGGUGGCUUUGGGGGCACAACCUGUGUUUUGUACUGAGCUGCAGGGAGGUUGUUUCACCUUCUAUGCAAGUAACCAAUUAUCUAAACUGUAGGGAAAUCUCUUGCAGAAGAUAAACUGCUGAAUUAUUCUUAAGCAAGCCUAUGCAUUAAGAUGUUAGUUAAAAAAAGGCCUUCAUACUUUUUCUACCAAGCUUAAAUUUCUAUAUGCUGCAGCAAACUAUGUUCUUUGAAUCCAAAAAAGGCCUUAGUACAGGUGGGUGGCUCUCAGGAGUAAAUACUACUGACAAUGGUUAAAGAUUUCAGUCUUUGGCUGGUAACAAAUCCUGGCUCCAGUGAAGUCAAUGUCCUCUGUUACUUGAGGUAACCAAGCCAGGAUUUGGCUGUUUCCUAAAGCUAUGCAUUUUGUCAAACUGUCAGCAUCUUGCAUGUGAUCACUGAGAGAGGAUUUCUCACUAUUGGGAUAGCUAUGCAGAGAAAUUGUUGUUUUCCAGCUGGGACAGCAUUCAUGGUAGUGCUUUGAGCAACCAAGCACAACUGCGUGGCGCAAAGGUCAGGUAAAUGCUGAACCAGCAGGGACUGCAGAGAAACCAAAGUUAUUUAGGAUCAUCUUUUUCAUCCUCUUCCUUGCCUUGGAGGCUGCACUUAGAGAAUCAUAGAAUGGGCUGGGUUGGAAGGGACCUCUGAAGGUGAUCUAGUCCAGCCCCCUCUGCACUCAGCAGGGACAUCCUCCACUAGACCAGGUUGCCCAGAGCCCUGUCGAGCCUCACCUUGGAUAUCUCCAGGGAUGGAGCCCCAACCACCACCCUGGGCAACCUGUUGCUGUCUUCCACUGCCCUCGUGGUGCAGAACUUGUUUCCUCUCAUCCAGUGUUUUAUCUACCAUGUCUUAGAAAUGGAGUGCAUUUACCUUUAUGUUACAGCAUCUGGAUGUCAGCAUUUGUAGUGGAUUGCCUUCAGCAGAACAUGCUGCUUCUGUUCCAGUUUCCUCAGUAAAGAUAUGCAGAGCUCUUGCUGCUGAGGACAGUGAGAGGAUGUGCAUUUCUCACAGGAGGCUUUGAGGUCUUGGGAGCCACUAUGCACACGUUCAGCAGCUUUGUUAUUGCUGUUAUUGUUAGUAAUAAACCACACUAUUGUGUAGUAAGAGCCUCUUGAGUUCCUGUUUCUUACUAACCAGAUGGAGCAUGUUUGUUGCUCUGUCGCUGCUGUGUUUUUGCAGCUGAACACUUGAAUGUUUCUUUUUGUUGUUUGAUUUUGGUUUGGUUUUGUGUUGUUUUUUUCCUUAGAGCUGUGUGAGGGAAUAAGCAUUGCAAUGCUUUUAUCCCUCCUGUAUAAGUGAGAAACUAAGACAAAACAAUGCUGGGAAUUGUUGACAUGGACACAGAGUUGUGGAGGGGUGAGAAGCUGCACCAGUUCUUUAGCCUAACAUUUAGAGCAUUCUUUCUUUCAUGACUUCUGGUGAAAGACCUCCUUUGGAUCACACAGACUCUGUACUUGCACAAGCUGUAGCAUCACAGUGUUUUCCUUGGCAGCUGUUAAUUGAUUUACAGAGAGUCACAGAAUCAACCAGGUUGGAGGAGGUCUCCAAGCUCAUCCAGCCCAACCUAGCACCCAGCCCUGGCCAAUCAACCAGACCAUGGCACUAAGUGCCCCAGCCAGGCUUGGCUUCAUCACCUCCAGGCACAGUGACUCCACCACCUCCCUGGGCAGCCCAUUCCAAUGCCAAUCAUUCUCUCUGCCAACAACUUCCUCCUAACACACAGCCUAGACCUGCCCUGGUACAGCUUGAGGCUGUGUCCCCUUCUUCUGUUGCUGGGUGCCUGGCAGCAGAGCCCAACCCCAGCUGGCUACAGCCUCCCUGCAGGCAGCUGCAGACAGCAAUGAGCUCUGCCCUGAGCCUGCUCUACUGCAGGCUGCACCCCCCCAGCUCCCUCAGCCUCUCCUCAUAGCUGCAGGUCCUUUAGCCUUGGUUUAAAGGCAGUCAGAUCCAGUUGAAUUUCAGAAGAAAAAAAAGAUAAAUAAAGAAAAAGCAACCAACCGACCCAAACCCAACAACAAAAAGCUCCAUGAGCAUUUGAAAGGUUUGAAGCCCUUUAGGAGGAACAUGUUUAGCCUUCUGCAAAGCACCCAAGAAUGCCGGAGCUGAGCAGCAGGAGGAGCCGCGUUUCCCUUUGAAGUCUGACCACCCGGUCUCAACGGUGCACAUCAAAGGAGAAGGCUGCAGCCCUCCCUCCACACUGGCCACUCGUGGAAGCAGUCUCUGAAGGUAUCUCGCAGCUCUGCUUGGCUGCCUUCGCUGCUGGAGAGCGCCGCUGGCAUUAACCGCUGGUAUUUGCAGUAACUCGGAUGGCUGGCACCGAAGGGACUUCAGAGUCUCACCUGGAAAGAAAUGGUAUUUCCUCUGCCUGCCUUUCUUCUGCACUUAUUCUUCCACUCUUGCUUUUGUGCCUUAGCAGACUCUAUUUUUCCUCUAAUUGAACUAGAGUUUAUCAUUGAAACAAAAAAAACCAUUGAGCAACUGCUACCACACCUUCAUGAGCUGUCUGCUUUGGCUCUCUGGAAGCAAAGCUCGGGGUGCCUUUCUGAUGUGCAGCUGUGAAAUCCACUUCUGUGUAUUUAACCAGGUUUUAAUUCCUAUUUAAAAGCACUUGAGAUGCAAAGUGUAAUUAAAAGAUUAAAAACGUGCCUGGGCACUUUAGAUCUGA